CAGGUCGAGUUUACUUUGAGGAACCGGAGGGACAACUUUCACAUUGCAUUUCGAUGAACGAGGGUAGUGAUAAACGUGGUUUGGGACUGGACUCAAGUGUAGUUUUCGUGACUUUGUAAGACCUCGGACCCCACGCUCCGACCAACAUUUUAUCGACCUCAGAAUAGCAGAGCAGAUAGCAAGGGUCUCUUUGGACCAGCAACAAGCAUGCUAACUUCUCUGUUCGCAUUUGGAACUGUUAUUCGUGCUUGUUAUGCGUAUGAUUUUUUUGAAGUUCGUGGGUAAUCGGGGGAGGAAAAUUUAGACUAGAUUAUUUUUUUUAUAUAUUUAAAAAAAAAGUCAAAAUAACUAUGUUGGGGAAUGAGGGGAUCUAUGCAGCGAAGAAGAGGAAGAAACCCGUCCAGAAAAGUCUGAAGCAUGCUCCAGGUGACGGUGUGGUAAAGACCAACCCUUCAAAACGUCACCGGAAUCGUCUGAACGGGGAGCUCGACCGGCUGACCAGCCUGCUGCCCUUCUCCCCAGAGGUCAGGGGUAGGUUGGACAAAUUGUCUGUCCUGCGGCUCAGCGUGGGAUAUGUCAAGGUCAAGAGCUUCUUCCAUGCGACCCUCCAGAAGAAGUGUGAGUGGCCGGCCUCCCCUCUCAGUGGGAACUGUAGGAACGGACGGACAGCCACUUCUAUAGACGGAGUCAGCCUCUCAGAGGGAAACCUACUGCUGCAGGCCCUGAAUGGUUUUGUCCUGGUGGUCACCACUGAUGACUCUAUCUUCUACGCCUCUCCAACCAUCCAGGACUACCUGGGCUUCCACCAGUCUGAUGUGGUGCACCAGAGUGUGUAUGAGCUGAUACACAUGGAUGACAGAGCCAUGUUCAGGUGUCAGCUUCACUUCGCCCUCAAGCCCAACCAGACCGACUCAGAGGCUGGACCAGAUGCCAUCGAGUCUAGCAGCAGGCCCCACAGUGAGUCUAUGAGCUACCCGCCCCAGCACAUCCCUGAGGAGAACAGGUCCUUCCUAGAGAGAAGCUUCUGCUGCCGCUUCCGGUGUCUCCUAGACAACUCCUCCGGCUUCCUGGCGUUGAACUUCCAGGGACGUCUGAAAUUUGUUCGAGGCCAGGGAAGGCUGGGGGAUGACGGGGCCUCGGUCCCCGCUCAGCUGGCCCUGUUUGCCAUCGCCACACCCAUGCAGACCCCAGCUGUCAUGGAGAUCAGGACCAAGACACUCAUUUUCCAGACCAAACACAGACUCGACUUCGCCCCCAUAGGCAUAGAUACUAGAGGUAAAGUGGUGCUGGGUUACUCUGAGACAGAGUUGGUAACUCCAGGCUCAGGUUACCAGUUCAUCCAUGCUGCUGACAUGAUGUACUGCGCAGACAACCACAUCAAAAUGAUAAAGACAGGAGAGACUGGUUUCACCAUCUUCAGGCUGCUGACAAAGGCAGGUGUGUGGGUGUGGGUUCAGGCCAACGCCAGGGUCGUCUUCAAGGCAGGGAGACCCGACUUCAUCAUCGCUCGACAGAAAGCCCUAACAAACGAAGAGGGUGAGGAGCACCUGCGUCAGCGGAGAAUGCAGCUUCCCUUCAACUUUGCCACUGGGGAGGCUCUGCUGUAUGAGUCCUGUCCCUCUCUGAAUACUGCCAUUAUGCCUACAGGACCACCCAUCCCCCCUGGCCUCACUCCUCCAGGCUCCUGCCCUGAGGACAAGCCCCUGGACCCUGCGUCUCUCCUGGGGUCUCUACUCAGUCAGGACCGCUCUGUUUAUACUCAGCCCCAGGACGCUAACCCAAACCUGGACCUCCAGGUCUUUUCCCCCAACCUAGACACAGCCAUCCCCCAGGACCAGGACCCAGGCCUGGAGAGAGCCUUCCUGGACAGCCACGCUCUGCUGAGUGUCCCUGGGGAGCUCCAGGGGCCCCAGAGGCCCAGCAGGGGAGACCCCACAGCGCAGGCCAUGAUGGACUCUCUGGGGGAGAUCCUGGAGGGGAUGGGGGCGGGGGGCUUGGAGGGGCUGGAGGUGGAGGAGACAGAGCUGAGGGAGUGGGAGAGCACUCUCCUCAGGAUCAACAUGGAACAGCAGGAUGUGACGGGGGAGCUGUAUGAUAUCUUAGCCAAUGAUGUGUUCUCCUACGUGGAGGAGGCUCUGAUGAGAGAGUGUGAUGAUGGAUGUGUGAUGGGCAGCUUGGGACAGGGCACUGAGCCAAUCAACAGACUUUCUGCUCACAUCACUGCCAAUCAAAACAUACUAUGUGGGUUCCCUCACUCCCAGAGUUCCAUAUUGCCAGGCAACCAGGGGUUCAAUGGCGGGAACGGAUCCCACAAUGAGAACCAAUGGCAGUUGUCUGGUCCACACAUUACCUCUAACCUCAACAGCUUUGGAGAGCAGAGGUUGCUAGGAAAUGGAGUUGUUGGUGGUGUGGAGCAAGGGCUGGGUUGUAGUCCUGGGACUGUGAGACAGCCACGGAGGACUGUAAACACAAACACACUACCCAGAGCUGCUCAGACCGUUGCAAGGCAAUGGACUCAAGGAAGCUGUGCGGAUCUCCAUGGCAACCAAAUGGUCCCACAACCUUCUCAUACUAUCAACCAACCAGAGUCCUGGAUACCCUCCAUCCAAAAUAUAAAUGAUAAUAACCACACCUCUCUCUCUGUCCCUCUCCCAAACUUUAACAACUAUCUCCCAGAGGCCUUUGACCAAACCAUGCAGCCCAGCCGGGAGUUAUACCACUCUGAGACUGGAGAUGCAAACAGGCAGUUCUCAGGGCAGCCCUAUCCAGGUCUGUCAUAUCAGGACCCAAGGCAGUCUUGGCAACAGCCACGUCAACACACACAAUGGCAACCACGGCGGAUACCACAGGGUUUUCCUGCAAAGCCAGUAAACGGACAUCGUCACACACACCCCAAACACAGCACACACAUACCGUCCAAUAACGCACCCAGAACUCAAACACUCACACACACCACACACACACCCUCAGGCAGCUGUAUGUUUGACAAGACGACUCCAAACGUCUCCAAUCCCUUCAGCCCCCUUACAACUGCCCCAAGAAGAUCAUACGGUCUCAUACCUGCCCCCACUUACUACAAUGAACCCAGACCCUCUCCCACUCUUCCCAAUGACUGUAAAACCAGCUCCUCAACCCAGGCCCCCAAAGUCUUUACGACUUACCCUCAAGCAUCCAUAAUCUCAAGAUCUACCAAAUCUUAUCCCCAAGACUCCAUUCCUAACCUAACCUACCCCCCAACCUCCAUCCCCACCCCCAUCACCGCCCUAUCCAGAGGGGCUCAGAUGGAUAAGGACACAGGAGCUAUCCCUGCCUGGUCUGGGGCUCCGUACCUGGGCAUGAAGCAGCUCCCAGGCCCCUUUCCCAGCCCCAAGCAGGUUCCCCAGAGCACCAGGGGAAAUGGCAGCUGUAGUGAUCCCAGUGAAGGAAGCUUGAUGCUGGGCCAGAGGGGGUUGGAAGAAAGCCUCCUUCCUGGAGGCCCGACACAGGGUUUUCCUCCUGGGAGAACGGAUCUGUAGAGUCAUCUUUAUUCUACUGGAAUGGACAAACACAGGUCCCUACCGGUCCUAAUGGUGAUGCGGAUCCUUUUCUCUUCACUGGCACCAUCUUCCAGAUUCUCUAGGACUAAGAGGAACCUACAAGUAACCAUCUCCACAAUGGAACCACAACAUCUUUUGGAAUCUUGGACCUACCUUGGAACCACCAACAUCUUCUGGAAGAAUACAACUGUACAAAAACCAGCACCUCUAUCGAAGACUGUUCCUUGGAGCUGGAUAAUAUUCUAUAUUAUAUUUAAUUUCCUUGUUUGGUUGAAGGGUGCUGCUUUCCAGCCAUGGACGGCCACCAGUUUAAUGUUCAGACUAGGGCUGUUACGGUGACCGUAUUACUGCCACACCGGCAGUCACUAGUCAUGACCGCAGUCAAUUUCCAUGUGACUGUUUAGUCACGCUAACUAGGCUUCUCCCAGCUCUGAUUCUGCUGAUGGUCAUAACUGCUUGGCACUCAGCACUUUAAGCUAUGGAAUUGCAUGAGAAAACAGAGUGAUGGCCUCUAUUAAAAAGAGGAGGAUCCCAUCAGCUUUCUAUUUUUCAACGUUCCUAAUAUUAAGCACAUUGCUUUGCUUUACAACAGGAGUAUAGCCUACCUGGCUGGCAUGAAAAUGAACCACGUAAAAUCGUCUUCCAUUCGCUAUUUAAGUGCGUAGAUGACAUGUAUUUGUUUCCCCUGCCAUUUGUUCCGAAACAGGUGCAUGAUCAUGGUCCAUUCUAAAUCCAAACUAAUUUCACACAUAUAUUAUUUAGUAUAUGUAAAGACAAUAUCAAAUUAAGAAUAGUCUGAAUAUUAGCCUUUCACUUGUGAAUGAUGUAGUAUCACUUGUGAAUGUAGUAUCACUUGUUACUGAUGUAGUAUCACUUGUGAAUUAUGUAUUAUCACUUGUGAAUGAUGUAGUAUCACUUGUGAAUGAUGUAGUAUCACUUGUGAAUGAUGUAGUAUCACUUGUGAAUGAUGCCCAGCAUGUGUAGUAAGGCAAGAAACAGUACAUUCCUUUUUUGUUGUUGACUUUUUCAAAUCCUAGUCAAACACCUCAUGUAGCCUAGCCCAUAGGCUUAUAUAUGUUGAAAGGGUUUGUAUCACAACUAAAGUUGCCAAAUAACUUCUUAAAAUGAAGAACAUUAAUCCACUUUACAACUGGUGUAGAGCAUACAUGGAAUACAUAGGCGGCACAUGAGUUUCAAGUUUGGGGAAGAUAAUUUUCCCCAUAAAUGCACUUUUAUAAUAAAGCAUUACAUGCUGUUGAGAAGCAUUUGUUGAGAAGCAUUUGAAGUCACUUUUUAGAAUGGUGUUUUCCUGUCAAUUGAUUGCAUUUUGGAACAUUCAUGCAUAUAGCGUACUGCCGUGUGUGCAUUGCUGUGCUUAUAAUGUGAUGAAAUGGCCUAAUAGUUUAUCAACAUUUUAAGCUAAACUUUCUUUUCUGUUGGAUUAGCCUCAUUGCUUUUAAAAUGUUUUAUUAAUUUGGUAAUAUUUCUUUCUCACACAGAAUAGAAUAGGUCUACUUCUGUACUAUGGAGGAUAGUAGAUUGACAUAGGCUAGUGCUUUUGCUGUUGGUUAGGAUGACGACUCUUGUUUGCUGAUGAAAAGUCAAUGUGGACAGUUCUUCUAACAUCUUCAAAAUGGGCCUGGGAAUUUGAUGAGAAGGAAGAACUCAGUUGCGUCCUCAAUAUGUCUUCACUUGUAGCCUACUUCAGAGCUGAGAUGCCUGUGAGAAGGACCCGAUCACCGUGACGGGCAUUGCCUAAUAAGAAUUGAUAUAUCUGAGAGAACCGUGUGAUUGAGAGAUGCUUCGGAAAGCGGCGAUUUGCAGCCGGGAGAAGGGAAUUAUAAUGAUUAUAUUCAGCCCAAGGGCAAAAGGCAUGAAUAUUGUUAGGGGGCAUUACGGCCACCCAAAAGAGGGUGCCGCCGGGAAAUUCUAGGCCUGGUCUGAAUAUUAUCAAGUGCUUGUCAAAUUGUGAAUGAAGGGGCCUCCCGAGUGGUCUAAGACACUGCAUUGCAGUGCUAGCUGUGCCACUAGAGAUUCCGGGUUCGAGUCCAGGCUCUGUCGCAGCCGGCUGCGACCGAGCACAACUGGCCCGGGUUAGGGGAGGGUUUGGCUGGCAGGGAUGUCCUUGUCCCAUCGUGCACUAGCGACUCCUCUGGCGGGCCGGGUGCAGUGCAUGCUGACACGGUCACCAGGUGUACGGUGUCUUCUCCAACACAUUGGUGCGGCUGGCUUCCGGGUUAAGUGGGCAUUGUGUCAAGAAGCAGUGUGGCUUGGUUAUGUUGUGUUUCGGAGGACGCACGGCCCUCGACCUUCGUCUCUCCCGAGUCCAUACGGGACUUGCAGUGAUGAGACAAGACUGUAACUGCCAAUUGGAUACCAUGAAAUUGGGAAGAAUUUUUUAUUUUAUUUUUUACAAAAAUAAAAAAAACAUCAAAUGUUUCAUACAACGUUUUUCAAAUCAUCAUUAGUCACAUCAUGUAGCCUUAGAAUGUAUAAAAAUCUAAACAUACAGCCCAGCGUUUAUAUCUAUCACAACUAAAGUUACAUAACUCUAAAUGAAGCAUAUAGGAGGACCAGUUCCUUUGUUAACCCCUCAACACAGAAUAGCCACGUGUGCAUUCCCUCAGAAAUUGUUUGGUGAAAAUAUCCUUUCUAUUUUAUUCAGUUAUGUUCAAUUGUAUUUUUCAUACUAUAAAAUAAUUCCAAGGAAUUCUAAGUAAAUCUUAUCUGCUAAAUUAUCUAGUGUAGCCCACAGCCAUAUGGCAUAGCCAGAUCAGGACCUAACAUAAGGACAACUCCGAGUAUGCUAUUCUGUUCUUCUGAAAUAGACUACAUUUUCUUCAUAUCAUGUUUCUUUAGACCUGUCUAAAAUAAAUAAUGGAUUUAUUGUGAAGGUGUAGGCUAUCUUACAUUGAUUUAUUAUACUUUUUUUAAAUGUAGUUCCAAAAUUCUGCAUAAGUGGCUUGUAGACUAUGUGUGGAAGCCAGGAGAUGCUAAGUAUGUUUAUGUUAAUUAACGGUAAAUUACUGUGAGUCCGCCAGUUAUUUGCUUGACAAUCACCGGCUGACACAAUGUCAUGACCGCCACAUCCCUAGUUCAGACUGUGUGUUAGUGGCAUAAUGGCUGCAGCUGAGGGUCCAUUCAGAUGGACAGAAGAUGUGUUUACGAAUAUGAAAUUUCAUCAUCGAUACAAAGGACUUCACUCUCCCCACCACAUGACAAUGUGAAUUUAUCAACACAACAUCUGUUUGAGCAGGAUCUGUUUAUGUUUUCAAAGUCAUUUUCUCUCCCACUCUAGCCUGGCCAUUCUGUCAGCUCAACUUGAGUUUCUUGUGCACUUCUCAUCAUGUUUUCUUUUUUGUCUGUUUCCAUUCCAAGAAAAAAGAAGGCUGAACCUCUAGCUUUAAAGACAGACAGGAGGUAAUGUUUUUUGGAAGUUGCAAAGGCUUUAAAAAAAUGUUUUAAACCCAAAUACAGCAGUUUGCGUAUGAUUGAGUGUCCAUGUUGAUACGAUAAGCUUCAAAAGGAGUGCAUUGUGUUCAUGCUUCAUCAUGUUUGUUUGUUUUUAACUUGUUUCAAAAACAUGUUAUUGUGUUGAUAUUAUUGUUUCUGUUCAAGCUUUAGCUGACGAGCCUGUAGCCCUAAGGAACAUCAGCAUUACCAGGGAAACAGCCUGCCUUCUGCUUGUGCCUUGGCCAUAGGCUGUUUGUCCCAGUAUGUUAGAGAUCACAUACAGCACUUAAUUGGUCAACCAUUGACUUUAUUACAUUAUGAUUGCUUUACCUGUGUAACUAUUUAAAAUUACCCAACAAAUCAUGCUUAAUGUGUCAUUGACUUAUACGAUAAGUAUGUAUAACAUUAAAUGUGUAACAUAUUGUAUUUGAAUAUUGGAGGUUAUGAAUGGUUGGACAGGUUUCUAGCUAUUCACUAAGUAAACAAUUUGUACAUUU
Oncorhynchus masou masou (cherry salmon) is the source of this 7486-nucleotide messenger RNA. RefSeq names its product aryl hydrocarbon receptor-like. The record is from RefSeq and is a predicted model, not a curated record. Gene Ontology annotation, biological process: xenobiotic metabolic process; regulation of transcription by RNA polymerase II; response to xenobiotic stimulus. NCBI's taxonomy places the organism in Eukaryota, Metazoa, Chordata, Actinopteri, Salmoniformes, Salmonidae. Gene Ontology annotation, cellular component: aryl hydrocarbon receptor complex; nucleus. The transcript is spliced from 11 exons. Gene Ontology annotation, molecular function: transcription cis-regulatory region binding; nuclear receptor activity; protein dimerization activity. Bases 351 to 3515 code for a protein of 1054 amino acids.